AGGGAGGGAGUGGUAUCCAAUGUGUUGGCACGUGUGAGUGAAGGUGGAGUCUACCCUCACACGCUUCUCGACGCCCCCCUCUUGCCCGCGCAGAGGGUGAGGAUCCUGUGUCAGCAUUUCGGUAUUUGAAAGUUCAAAAACAAACCCCACUCACUAAUCAUCCCUUUCCCACUCUCACCCUCACGCACACGCACUCUCUCUCUCUUCUCCCUCUUCCCUCCUUCAACGCCUGUAACGUAACGGAUCUCCAUUAAUACUCUCUUUGUCUUUCUCUCUCUUCUAAAUACAUUUUUCUCUAUUUCUAUCUCCUCUUCUCUGUUCCUUUGGGCCACUCUUCUCUCUCCCUUUUCACCUCUGUGCCUUUUCCUUUUCCAAUUUUUAACACUGCUCAGGAUCCUAGGGUUUUUGUUUCUCCAGUCUUCUCCGUCUGCAUUCCUUCGUCGUUCAUGAUUCCUUAUGGAGAAACUCCGCCACAGCAACUCCAACCACCAACCUGCUCUUCCUCAAGCUCCGGGGAAAAAACAGGUUCAUAGACAGCGACUACCUCCGAAUCUGUCACCUGAUUCUUGUUCAGGCGGUGGUGUUGCUGCAGAGAAGGAUUCGUUUUCUCACAAAUUUGGUUGGAGAUCUUCGAAACAACUGCUUGGAACACCGAUUAAGAAGUUAUUAGACGAAGAGAUGUCACCGAAAUCUGAAUCAAAAAGAAGAUCCCCUGGAGUCAUCGCCAGAUUGAUGGGUCUUGAUGGACUGCCAUUUCAGCAGCCUAUUAAUAAGCAGCAUACGGGUUUGUCUGAAAACCACCAGAAGACUCCACAAUUGCAGAAAACACGCGGCAAAGGAGUGCCAUAUGACUGUGGAUCAUCUAGGAGAGGCUUAAGGGAUCAGCAAGAAUUUAAGGAUGUAUUUGAGGUUUCUGAGAUUCCAAAGGUAGAGAGCAGUAGAUAUCCGUCGCCAGGGUGUGUAGACUUGAAGACCAAUGAUGCUGAAAUGUCAUUCAUUGAACAGAAGUUCAUGGAUGCCAAACGCCUUGCAACUCAUCAAGAUUUACAUUCUUCCAAGGACUUCCGAGACACACUUGAGGUUUUGGAUUCUAACAAGGAUCUUCUGCUGAAAUACUUUAAGCGGCCAGAUUCUUUGUUUAAAAAGCAUCUAAAUGAUCUUCAAGCUGUUCCAGUCCAAUCACAUUAUAGACAUGCAGAAACUAUGGAUAUUGAGAAGUAUGAAGAUGACUUAGGUUGGAGGUCAGAUUUGGAGAAAACACGGUUGAACUAUAAUAGAUCUCAUGAAAAGCAUCUUGAUGGUUAUCCUUGUCAUUUUGACAAAAGACAUGUGAUGCAUAGUUCACCAAAAUCAUCAAAGCUUCAAUUUCAGGGCAGACAUGAACAAGAUGCAGUCCCCACAAAGAUUGUCCUCCUGAAACCCAAUCUUGGAAAAGUGCAGAAUGGUACCAGAAUUGCGUCACCUUGUUCUCAUAAUUUUCUGUCAGGGCGUGAAGGAGACAGUGAACUGUGUCAAGUGACAAAUUUGCCUGAAUGUGCAAGGUCUUGGAGGCAAGAUUCUUUUGAAUCUAGAGAAAUUGCAAAGGAAAUCACUAGGCAAAUGAGAAAUAGUCUUAACAAUAGCGGCAUGAUGCUUUCAACUUCUAGAAUUGCGGGAUAUGCUGGGGAUGAUAGUUCAUGUAGUGUUUCUGGUAAUGAAUCUCCUGACAUAUCUGGGGAAAUAACUGCAACUUUGGGAAAUUCAUUCGAUUUAAACAACCGUAGCAGGCGAUCAUCCCGUUCUGGUGAAUCUUCUGUCAGUAGAGAGGCGAAGAAGAGAUUGUCAGAGAGGUGGAAAAUGACACACAAGUCUCAAGAGGUGCAGGGAAUCAGCAGGAGCAGCACGCUGGCUGAAAUGCUUUCUAUCCCUGACAAAGACUUGAAGGCUGCAAAUUUUGUUGGCACGGGUACUGGGGAGGGUUUCCAUGAUAAGUUUACUCCCAAUAGUGAACCUGCUAAGUGGGUUGAACCAUUGGGUAUCAGCAGCAGGGAUGGUUGGAAGGACGGCUGCAUUGGUAGUUUGUCAAGGUCACAAUCCCUUCCUUCUUCCUCCACUUCCUUUGGAAGUCCUAAAACAUUCUUGCGCACUGAAGCACUUUGUGCUGAUAGAUAUAUGGUGCCGAAGGAAGGCCAUAAACGUGAUAGAAGAAGAGCAGCAAAGAGUCUUGAUCAUAGACAUGGUGUAAAUAAUAGAAGCCCAAGAUCCGGUCACAAGAAGUCUUGGUCUUUGCAUUCGUCAAAGCUAGAAGUAGAUGAGUUUUGUGCUGACUUACAUACAGUUCAGAAUAAAAUGAAUAUCAUUCUUGACGAUUCACCCAAGGUUGAAGUUCCAAGUGCAGUUGCUGAUGAUGACAUGGAGGUGACAAAUGGAAGCAUAGUUGAGUCUUCUGAAUCUUUGAAUAAGGUGCUUCCUGAAUUAUCUUCUCAUGUUGUGAUUGAAGGCGAUGGUGGUGCGGUUGACAACAAUUCAAUACAGCAGGAUCUAUCAGCUACUCCGCCUGGUGGAAGUUCAGUCAUCCAUGAACCACCUGUUCCUGGACUUGAACCUUCUUGCUGUAAAGAUACUGAUCAACCCAGCCCUGUCUCCAUCCUAGAACCUGCUUUUACAGAUGAUCUGUCUUCUUGUUCUGAAUGUUUUGAAAGUCUGAGUGCUGAUCUACAAGGGCUGCGAAUGCAACUCCAGUUGCUGAAGUUGGAAUCUGAAGACUAUGCAGAGGGACCCAUGACUGUAAGUGAUGAAGAUGGUGAGGAAGUAUCUAAGGGAAUGUCAGCAGCAGACAAAGGAUUGUGUAGAACAACUGAAGAUAGCUGGGAAUGUUCCUACAUUAUGGAUGUCUUGUCUGAAUCUGGCAUUGAUGGAGUUCAGCUCGAUACGAUUUUAGAAGUUUGGCAUUCCCUAGAAUGCCCUGUGAGUCUUUCAGUGUUUGAUGAACUUGAAAAAAGGUAUAGUGAGGGGACAACUUGUUCAAGGUCUCAAAGGAGAUUGCUUUUUGACCAUAUAAAUAUAGGAAUUCUCAAGAUCAGUGAGCAAUUCUCUUUCUCUAGAUCAGCAAUCAGAAAUGCCAUUGGUUCUAACUUGACCAAAAACGGGUUCCGAGAUGGCCUUCUAAGGAUGCUAGUGAACGAAGCAAAAGUAAGUGAUGGUGGCCAGGUGAAUGUAGUGGUUGGGGAAUCUGAGUGGAUGGACCUGAAAGUUUACACCGAUGCAGUAGCCAGGGAAGUUGAGAGAUCGUUGUUAGAUGAUUUAGUGGCACAGAUAAUCAGUACCUAGAAAUUUGGUACCCGAGAUCAUAGUAUUAAUAUUUCUUCUUUCCAUAGUUUAUUUCCCUGUAAUGUAAAUCAGAUAGGACAAUGCUAAUUUCAUCAAAAGAUGAAUAAAUGGAUUAUAAUCUUUCGGGCAAA
Messenger RNA from Vigna unguiculata (cowpea), 3440 nucleotides. RefSeq lists its product as uncharacterized. The record is from RefSeq and is a predicted model, not a curated record. NCBI's taxonomy places the organism in Eukaryota, Viridiplantae, Streptophyta, Magnoliopsida, Fabales, Fabaceae.